Messenger RNA from Gekko japonicus, 1404 nucleotides. Its product is annotated as 3-hydroxyisobutyrate dehydrogenase, mitochondrial. The transcript is spliced from 5 exons. Bases 87 to 650 code for a protein of 187 amino acids. Gene Ontology annotation, biological process: L-valine catabolic process. The record is from RefSeq and is a predicted model, not a curated record. Gene Ontology annotation, cellular component: mitochondrion. NCBI's taxonomy places the organism in Eukaryota, Metazoa, Chordata, Lepidosauria, Squamata, Gekkonidae. Gene Ontology annotation, molecular function: NADP binding; 3-hydroxyisobutyrate dehydrogenase activity; NAD binding.
GGAAAGUGAAGAAAGGAUCUUUGUUAAUCGACUCCAGUACUAUUGAUCCUGCAGUUUCAAAAGAGCUAGCCAAAGAAGCUGAAAAAAUGGGAGCUGUUUUUAUGGAUGCUCCUGUUUCUGGUGGCGUUGGGGCAGCUCGUGCUGGAAACCUUACAUUCAUGGUCGGGGGAGUAGAACAAGAGUUUAACGCUGCAAAGGAGCUGCUCACGUGUAUGGGUUCCAAUGUCAUCUACUGUGGAGAAGUUGGAACUGGACAGGCCGCAAAGAUCUGCAAUAACAUGCUCUUAGCUAUCAGUAUGAUUGGAACUGCUGAGGCCAUGAAUCUUGGAAUCAGGUUAGGUCUUGACCCAAAGCUACUGGCCAAAAUCCUAAAUAUGAGCUCAGGCCGUUGUUGGUCAAGCGAUACAUACAACCCUGUGCCGGGAGUAAUGGAAGGCGUACCUUCUGCUAACAAUUACCAAGGUGGCUUUGGAACAACACUCAUGGCCAAGGAUCUUGGUUUGGCCCAGAUAUCUGCUACCAACACAAAGACACCAGUCCCUCUCGGAUCUCUAGCCCAUCAAGUCUACAGAAUCAUGUGUGCCAAGGGCUAUGCCCAGAAAGACUUCUCAUCCGUGUUCCAGUUUUUACGAGAGGAAGAGAACUUGUGAACCUUUUUCUGACAAUGGACAUGAUUAGAAGCCAAGUUCUGUUUGGAGCCUCCUUAUUGUGAUUACUCAACAGAUACAUCGGUAUAGUCCAAAGAUCAUGAAUCAUGAUCUCACCCAUACCUAUUGCAGACUCCUGGAUUUAACAUCAAUUGUUUCAAACAGCAGGUUGUUAGAGAGGUUUUUAAAAAUUUGCUUAACAAAAAUACAUACAACUGAUUUAAAAACAUAGUAGGUCUUCAGCAAAACCCCGUCAAUAGGAAGCACACCAUUUGCACAUAAAACUGAUGCCAUCAUUUUCAGCUAGUCAGACAGAACUGUGAUUAAAGGGACUGGUAACUAAGCUUUCUACAGAACAAAACAUUUCAUCUUUAAAAACAGAAAAAGAGAAGGUUCUUGUGAUUAAGAAUUUUUCUGAUAGAUAUUUUUUUAAACCUAGUGUUGGCCUAAUAACAAAUUGUGAAUUUCUCAUGAGAAUAGUGAUGGAAAGUUAUGUUAAGAAAUGUACGCCAGUGUAUUGGAAAGCUGCUACUACCCGUAUGGUUUUAAAUAGUAGGCAUAGUUUAAAAAAACACUUGUCAAUGUGUGUGUAUUUCUACACUAUACUUUGCUAACCUAAUUUUGUACCUUUUUUUACCCUAUUCACAUUUUCAAAAUAUUUAUGUAUACUAAUCUCACUUGAUACACACUUGUUUUAGGCAACUACUGCAUUAUUAUAAAUCUAAAUAAGUAAACCCCUUUUCUUUGUAAUCCAAUA